AUGGCUAUAGAAGUAGGGAUAGGUGGCGGAAGAACGGAGCCUCAAGAGAGCAGACGUCUCAGUUUAUUGUGUGUGUAUAUGUCAUGUCAGGUGACCUAUCGGGCCGGUUCUAAAACAGCAACAGGCUUGAGACCAAUGGUAGAGCUCGCUUUGGCCAUUGCGAAGCCACACUCAGUUGUACUGUAUAUGCACCCCCUGUCCGCCAUCAGGCAGAUACAUUCAAAUAUCAACCUCUUAAUCACUGCUGAGGCCUUUUUCUAG
This is a messenger RNA of Morchella sextelata, 261 nucleotides long. RefSeq lists its product as uncharacterized. Bases 1 to 261 code for a protein of 86 amino acids. The record is from RefSeq and is a predicted model, not a curated record. Lineage: Eukaryota; Fungi; Ascomycota; Pezizomycetes; Pezizales; Morchellaceae. The transcript has 6 exons.